Molecule: messenger RNA, 834 nt
Organism: Penicillium subrubescens
Lineage: Eukaryota; Fungi; Ascomycota; Eurotiomycetes; Eurotiales; Aspergillaceae
Exons: 1
Coding region: 1-834 (277 amino acids)
Source: RefSeq, a predicted model, not a curated record
AUGAUCAUUAAACACUAUCUCACACUCGGGGUGGUUGUUCUUUGGGCCAAUGCCCAUUUGCUAGUAAUGGAGCCAGAACCCUACGGGAAAGAUACUCUCAACAACUCGCCUCUUGCUGCAGAUGGAAGUGACUUCCCCUGUAAGCUACGUCCAAAUGCAUUUGAAACCUCCGGAGAAGCAACCUACCGCAUCGGGGACGAUCAGGUACUGAAACUCAAAGGAAGCAUAACCCAUGGAGGCGGCUCGUGCCAAAUCAGUCUUACCAAGGAUCGUGUUCCGACAAAGGAUUCUGAGUGGAAAGUUAUUAAGUCGUUCGAGGGAGGGUGCCCCGCAAAUGUAGCCGGACAGCUUGUUGGGGGCGCCGAUUCCGGCAAUUCCCUCCAUCUUCCCUUCAGGAUACCUGAAGGGAUUGAACCUGGAAAAUAUACAUUGGCUUGGACAUGGUUCAAUCGUAUCGGCAAUCGAGAAAUGUACAUGAACUGUGCGCCGAUUACUGUAAUUGGCAACGACCAGCCUGUGGUGCUUGAGAAGCCUGAAGCCUUGUUCCCGCCCAUGUUUAUCGCCAAUAUCAACGGCUGCAAAACUAGAGAGAUGGUGGCUAUUCGUUUCCCAGAACCCGGGAAGUUUGUUGAGAUUCCACCUCAUGUGAUCAAUCUUGCUGAUGAGAACGAGCCCCCGUGCGUGGGUAUUCCAACCCUUCAUUUCGGUCUACCAACGGAAGUUGUGCCUUCUGCGCCUUUGUCCGAUCAUUCUAUAGGAAUGAUUACUUCGAAUGUAAAAUCAAGCGCGUUGUACACAGGAGUUCCCCACCUCCCUAAUUGUUGCUGCCGUUAG